Messenger RNA from Polychytrium aggregatum, 712 nucleotides. RefSeq lists its product as uncharacterized. The coding region runs from base 105 to 650 and encodes 181 amino acids. The transcript is spliced from 2 exons. NCBI's taxonomy places the organism in Eukaryota, Fungi, Chytridiomycota, Chytridiomycetes, Polychytriales. The record is from RefSeq and is a predicted model, not a curated record.
AGCCCGACCAGUAUCUCUCUUGGACAGCCCGCUCAAUUCCCCCGCCAUAGCGAGGUUUGGAGGAGAAACGAGCAAAUGAUUCAAAAAGGACUGUGUGAUUGGACAUGAGCCGCCCACUCCCGCAAAUCACCGACACACUGGCAAGACCCAGAGCCCCGCUGACCUUGGGGCUGCUCCUCUUCGCCGCGUAUUCCUCGGCUGCGUGUGCCUCAGCCUGUUUUCCCUUGUCUGGCCGCCGCUCCGCCUGCAUCCAAGAAACAAUGCAACUGAGUGCAUCAUACGGCUCCAGGCCCUGGUAUGAGUCACUGCUGCUGUAUCCAAAUUACAGUGCGUUCCGAUUGGUGCUGGUUUUAUCCUGUCCCUCGACCAACCUUGCAUCGGCGGACAUCGGGGUGGAUUGCUUGGGCUCGUUGACAGCGGCCAAGGCGGCGGCUGGGUCAGUCCGCUUGGAGCAAUGUGGAAAGACGCACAUCCCGGACGGUGUGCGGACUUUGUGGUCUCGCAAGACGGAGGUCUGGCAGCCGAAAUGCGGCAGGGCGGGGGUUUGGUGCAGCAAAAAUGCCGGGGAACGAAAGGCGCAAAGCCGCCAGGAAAUGUGCCGCAAGUCGAGCCGGCGAGCAGCGGCCCUCUCAUGGGCGCUGUUUGCAUAGAUGUGUGCAUUUGGCAAGCUGGAAAACGAAGAACCCAUCGUGGGACAGGCCUUCAACGGUCU